Pieris napi is the source of this 3730-nucleotide messenger RNA. RefSeq names its product vacuolar protein sorting-associated protein 8 homolog (gene Vps8). Gene Ontology annotation, biological process: endosomal vesicle fusion; protein targeting to vacuole. The coding region runs from base 224 to 3628 and encodes 1134 amino acids. The transcript is spliced from 9 exons. Gene Ontology annotation, cellular component: late endosome; HOPS complex. Lineage: Eukaryota; Metazoa; Arthropoda; Insecta; Lepidoptera; Pieridae. The record is from RefSeq and is a predicted model, not a curated record. Gene Ontology annotation, molecular function: protein binding.
AACCACAUAAAGUAUUAGUAUAAUCGAUAAUAAACAAGACAUAACUUUUAAAGUUUAUGAGAUAAAAUUUAUCUAUAAGACUUGGGUAGGCGUCCUACGGUAUUGGAUUCUGAAUAUUUAUGCAUUUAAGGGGAAUAUGUAAAAUUUAAAUAUGCAAUGUAAAAAUUAUCUCUUAAAAGCGCUGUCGAUUUUAUAUUAGAAACAGGUAGUCAAAUUAAUAAUAAUGGAUACUUUAAAAACUCCAUCCAUACCAUCUUUGCUAGAUUCUGAUAUUGAAUCAGUGGGAAGCUUUCGCUAUGAUGACUUUGAAGAAUUGGAUGAGGAAGAGUAUGCACUACCGGCUAGUGAAGCACCAACUUUAGAAGAAAUCUUAUCAUCUGAUGUUAAUGAACAAACUGAAGUAGAAUUGGCUGAAGAAGUGACUGAGAAAGAAGCUAAGGAACCUGCAACAUGUUCUGCUUUACAAGUUGAUUUCUUGCAAGCAGUCUCACAACAACUUACACAAGCAGAGGAAAGAUCUUCUGCUGGACCAGCUACUGCUUUAAGUGUAGGGAGCAAUGGUAGACUAACUGUUGGCACUGCUCAUGGGCAUUUAUUAUCAUUUCAUGAUCAGACAUUAAGGUGGGUAUGUAAUGGCAAUGGAGAUUGUGGUGCAGUCACUUGCCUGGCAUAUAAUUAUGACAGUACCCGUCUUUUAGUGGGUUUUGCAAGAGGGCAUGUUUUCCAGUAUGAAAGUAUACAAGGUGUUGUAUUACGUAAAAUUACACUAGGGGGAGAUACUUGGGGUAUUUUGAGAGUAACAUGGGCAGGUACAGCUGGAUUAGCACUGGACACAGGUGGUUCAGUGUGGCUUAUAAGAUUUUCAAGGCCAUUAGGAGUUCGAUCUGCAAAAGUAUCCUGCCUGUUCUCUGGUGCAAGAGGGGAAGUUUUGGCUAUGGCUGCGAGAGAUGCCAGAAUAUUAGCUUUGGUUACUCACACUCGUGUUAUAGUUGUGGCUGGAGGACAGGCUGCUGGAGUACGUAUAGCCAAACACUCAAACUUGAUGCCUGUGAUUGAAUGGUUUGAUCCCAACAACCGCUUACUAGUAUGUGCCAGAGGCUUAGUGCUGCAAUGGCUUACUGUAACUAUAACUGGACCAGGAAGUAAGUUAGGACUCAAGCCUGUAAAAAGAGUAGAAUUAAAAACUUCACCUUUGUGGCUUGGGUGGCUUGGUGGCAGUUUGACAAUAUUUGAUUCUGAAGAGAAACUCCAUCUUUGGGGUGAUGACUAUGAUAAACCAUUGGAUUUGUCUCAUAUUGAACCUGUAUAUGCUUCUGCAUUUUUUAAGGGACAUUGGACAGACGGUCGAGUAUCGCAGGCCAUGUGUAAAGCCGGUGAUAGUGCUUUAGCUGGCGUAAGCGUUUCUGAAGGGACAUUGUCUAUUCUGGGACGUCGUGGCAUUGUCAGAAUAGGCCCCCGUGAUAUUCUAUCUAGGGCUCAGGCAUUCAUGGCUUCAGGACAUCAUUUACAAGCACUAAAAUUGCUUUGCUCCACUCAAGGACCAAAAAGCAGCGAGCUUGCAAGUGAAUUCGUUAUAAAUAUUUCCGAACGACCGCAUAUACUUAACAAUAAAAACGUAGCAGUGCAAGUUGUUAAAUUGUGCUUUAAAUUUGGACUGACUGACGAAUUAUGGUCGUGUCUAUGGGAAAAUUGUUCGCAAGAAAAUGCGUUUGUAGAGGCACUUGGAGAUGCUGCUGUCCGUGGUGACAUGGCUAACAACCCGCCAACUCCAGAUUUUACUCAGGCGUUAAUGGAGAGGUUGGCCGAUUUCGAGCCAGAUCUAGUUGAACGUGUAGUCGCAUCUUUACCUCUUACAGCCAUAGACCCACACCGCGCCAGUUUGUUUACGCGGGAAAGGAAAUUAUGGCGGGGCGUUGCGGCUAUUGCUGCUGCUCUAGAUGGAUGUAGCGGUGCCAUGCGCGAACUAGUCCAAUACGUAGAUCCUGAGUGUAGAUUGCGUAGCAAUUGUCAAUGCGCGGGUGGGGCGCUAGUUCUUGCAGCGGCUGACGCGUUGGCCGCUCGUUCGCCCGCUUGUAGACCACUUCCCCCACACGCAAAGCCAUCGGCGAGACACGACGCCCUACAUACGCUGCUUCAUGAGGAGGGUGAAAUGAGAUGUCCGCUCCGUGCCCUAGUAGAACAUGAAACGAGCGCGGCAGUGCGGUUAGUAGAGCAGUGCUCCCGAGACCCGCCCUUCGCUGGCCCUUUAGGGAAACAAAACCGCCUUAGAGUCGCACGCGCCUUGAUUUCCUAUUCAGUGCACAUACAGGAGCCUGACAGAAAAUUAGAAAUCUUGCAAUUUAUUACGGGACAAUUGAGCAACGGAUCUCUUCCACUGGAUCAGGACCUGAUCGAGAAAGUAAAAGAUCUGGCUUGCAGCAUACCGGGAGAAAAAGCCGAGCGCGCUUGGCUCGACGUCCUACUACGACUCAGGGGACACCGUGAACGUCUACUACAGCACUACCGAGACGCUUUGCCCAGACCGCGGCUUCUCUGGAGGAUAGACAGCCUACUUAAUAAACACGAGCUCGCUAUCAAAGAAUUCUUUGACAUCGAAAACCCGUCCGAACGGGACGUCGACGAACUAUUUGAGUACAUUCAAUCGCGAAUAGAGGUCGAUUCGGCGGCAAAGACCCAACUGCACGAGUAUCUUCCCGCGUUGAUCAAACUGCGGCCCAACGCCGCCGCGAGCCUGCUCACCGACGAGGCCAUGGAAUCUCUCGCCCCCGUCGUGAAACAAUUGACCCCAGAGCGCACUCUCGAGUUCGGUAAGUGCCUGCUCGACAUGGAACGCCUGACGGGCGACGUCGCCGCCCUCUACUUGCGCUGCCUCUGCGUCACCCGACCCGCCGAAGUCAAACACUUUCUGAGCGCUCACGCCGGGAUCGUGCGGCCCGAGGACGCGCUCUCUCUAGUCAAAGAGUUGGGGCCGAAACACGCGGAGCCCGUGUGCCUCGAGGCGGUAGGGGACCACGCCGGGGCGCUCGACGCCUCGCUCCGCCUGAUCCGAAACGCCUCCGAGGAGAACAGGCCCGCGCUGGCCGUCGAGGCGAGCGAGCUGUGCGUGAGGAUCGCCCCCACGGUCCCGCGUAGCGUCGCCGCCGAAAUGUGGACCCGCCUCGUGCGCAGCGUAGACGCUCUGCCCCCGGCCACGUUGUUCGAGGCGGUCGCGUACAUGCCGCUCGAGGAGUUGCUCGUUAAAUCGUGUAAUUCCGCACAGGUGAGGAGCAUCCUGGCGGACGGAGCGAGCGGCCGGGCCAUGUGGCAGUCCGCGAGGAGGAUAGCGGGCCGUGAGGCGCACGAGGCGCUCGCGAGGGCUCUGAGUGUUGCGAGGCGAGGUCUGAGAGUUCAGGGCCGCUGCGUGCGGUGCGGCGAGCCUCUGGAGUCACGCGUGGGCGUCCGGACGGCGCAUUGCUCGCGGGCCUUCCACGCUGACUGCGAAGUGUCCCCUGUGUGCGAGUGCGGGCGGCGCCUUCCCUCGGGCUUGCUCACCCUCCCUCCUCUCGCCGUGCCCCGCCCCGUUCCUCCGCAGCAGUUCAAACUUCUUCUUGUGGCUCCUCCGCGACCAGACUUAGAAGGACUAGUGUAGCCGUAAAUUAUACAGGAACUAUUUAUAGACAUUAUUAUUGUUAUUUAAGGUUAUGUUUAAGUAUAAAGUUUAUUAAUAUAUUAUUAAAUAUUUAUAAAUCAA